Drosophila biarmipes is the source of this 1395-nucleotide messenger RNA. RefSeq names its product transcription termination factor, mitochondrial (gene mTTF). The record is from RefSeq and is a predicted model, not a curated record. NCBI's taxonomy places the organism in Eukaryota, Metazoa, Arthropoda, Insecta, Diptera, Drosophilidae. Gene Ontology annotation, cellular component: mitochondrial matrix. Gene Ontology annotation, biological process: termination of mitochondrial transcription; regulation of DNA-templated transcription. Gene Ontology annotation, molecular function: double-stranded DNA binding. The transcript is spliced from 3 exons. Bases 94 to 1344 code for a protein of 416 amino acids.
UGCUUAUCGAUACACUUAUCAGCUGUUCGCGCCGCUUGUUUUAUAAGUAAUAUUAUUUUAUGAAAUCAAUUUGGAAUAUCAAAAUAACUUGGCAUGCUGAGAAACCUACUGCGCAGCUUUGGCACGGCACUGAAGCUGCAUGCCAGCACAAACACAGCCCAAUGGCACUGCAGCAGGCGCCUGCUCUUCUCCCAGUACGAAAACCGGGAGAAUCCCAGUAAAUCCCUCCUGAUCAGUGCCGCACUUGGUGGCAACGAGGCGGACAACGACUAUGUGCCCUACCGCCGGGACCACGAGACGGGCACCAAGGCUCGGGUGCUCAUGGAAACGCUGCGGGAACGCUUUCGCUUCACGGACGACGAGCUGCAGAGGAUCAUGAGCGACGAGCUGGUGCACCGCACCUACAGGGGCAAGUCGCUGGCCCUGACCUUGGACACACUGCAGCUGGAGGGAGUGAGCCGGCGCAGCUUCCUGGAGUAUCCCUGGCUGCUCUCCCUGGACGACAAGCGCCUGGAACUGAAGCUGCAGCUAAUCAAGUCUAUGGACAUAAAGGACAUCAACCACUUUGUGCCCUUCCUGCGCCUCACUGUGCCCCGCCUCCGCAAGCUGGUUGGCGCCCUCAACUCCGAGAGGGGCACCAUGCCACAGCUGAAUCGCGUCUACUACAUCAGCGAAAAGCUGCAGGUCAGUCCCGAUCUGGUGACCAAGUACCUGAGCAAGCGGCUCUUCAUCCUGGAGAUGCCCUACGAGAUGUUCGAGAAGAAUCUGCAGCACAUGAUCGACUACAAUGUGUCGCCCAUCAACGUUCUCAAGGAUCUGUGGGCCUUUCGCUAUACGCCAAAGUCGGUUGAGAUGCGCCUGGAGCGUGCCAAGCGGGCGAAGAAGGACAAAAUCAUGCCGUGGAUGGUGCGCUGUCCGGAACCCAUACUGCAACGCUCCCUGAAGCUUUCCCUGGAUGAGCUAAAGGUUUUGGGCCAGUUCUCCUCCGUGGUGGAGUACCUGGCUCACCGCUUGGGCUUCAGUGUCAGUGAGGCCAAAGCAAUAAUGGACAAGCAUCCACAGGUGCACACAGUGCGGGUAACCAAGAUCAAGGAGGUGCUAGACUACUUACUCGAUGAGGCCAAGUUCACAAGAUUCGAGAUCGCCCAAGUGCCUCGCGUUCUGUGCCAUAGCCUGAAAACGACCAAGGAGCGGAUGGAGGAGCUGAUGUCCCACGGCUGUCGGCCCUCCUCCCUUGUAAUCCUUUGUCGCAGCCGCAGGGAGUACGACAAGUUUUUGCAGCACUGGAUCAGCCAGAAAAGAGAUCCGCAAGUUGCUACAGAGAAGACUUUAAAAGUUGAAUGAUUUGAUUUGAAUUAAAUUAAAGUUUCCUAUUAAAUUAAGACUAAAAAGUAA